This is a messenger RNA of Acipenser ruthenus (sterlet), 3382 nucleotides long. RefSeq names its product zinc finger CCCH domain-containing protein 15-like. NCBI's taxonomy places the organism in Eukaryota, Metazoa, Chordata, Actinopteri, Acipenseriformes, Acipenseridae. The transcript has 10 exons. Gene Ontology annotation, cellular component: cytosol. Gene Ontology annotation, biological process: cytoplasmic translation. The coding region runs from base 177 to 1412 and encodes 411 amino acids. The record is from RefSeq and is a predicted model, not a curated record. Gene Ontology annotation, molecular function: mRNA binding; metal ion binding.
CCAAAUCCUUGUUUUAGCCGUUUCUGUACCAUUCACUCGCGUUUGGAUUUGCUUUACCCAUAAUGCCCAUCGGGCUACCAGAUUUCCCAGAGAGUCUCUGGGUUUGAAAGCGAUUUGGUGGAUUGUUCUGCAGCCACACACACGGAGGAACUAGGCAUUUGGACCGUAAACGCGAUAUGCCUCCAAAGAAACCAGCGCCAGUAGCUAGUAAGAAAACGGAUCAAAAGAAGAAGGAGAAAAUUAUUGAGGAUAAGACUUUUGGUUUGAAGAACAAAAAGGGAGCCAAACAACAGAAAUUUAUCAAAAAUGUGGCACAGCAAACCCGCCAGACUGGUGCAGGUGAAGGAGAUAAGAACAAGAAGACAGAUAAGAAAAAGGAACUGUCAGAGUUAAAUGAACUCUUCAAACCAGUGGUUGCUGCACAGAAAGUCAGUAAAGGUGUCGACCCCAAGUCAGUGGUGUGUGCUUUCUUCAAACAAGGACAAUGCACUAAGGGAGACAAGUGCAAGUUUUCACAUGACCUGUCAUUGGAAAGGAAAUGUGAAAAGCGAAGUGUUUAUUUUGAUGGCAGAGAUGAAGAUCUUGAGAAAGAUACAAUGGACAAUUGGGAUGAAAAGAAGCUGGAAGAGGUUGUAAACAAGAAACACGGAGAGGCAGACAAAAAGAAAGCAAAAACUCAAAUUGUAUGCCGAUACUUUCUUGACGCUAUUGAAAAUAACAAAUAUGGCUGGUUUUGGGUGUGUCCCGGUGGAGGUGAUGUUUGCAUGUACCGCCAUGCCCUUCCAUCUGGAUUUGUGCUGAAGAAAGACAAAAAGAAGGAAGAGAAAGAAGAAGAAAUAAUAUCAAUGGAAGAACUCAUAGAGAAAGAGAGAUCUGCCUUGGGACCAACUGUUACCAGGGUUACCCUCGAAACAUUCUUGUCCUGGAAGAAAAGAAAGAGGGAAGACAAGAUAAGUAAAGCUGAGGUUGAAAUGGAGAAAAGAAGAGCUGACUUCACAGCAGGAAGAUCAUUUGGGGUCAGUGGUCGUGAAGUGUUUCAGUUCCGACCCGAGUUAGUGGAUGAUGAUGACGAAGAAGCUGAUGACUCUAAAUAUGUCCAGAACAAGGAUGAUAAUGAUGAAGAUGAGAUUGAAGAUUCUGUGCAAGUCAAUGAGAUUGAUCUAGCACGAUUUGUUCCGAAGGAAGUAGAGUAUGCUGGCAUCACAGUAGCUGGCACUGACAGAUUUACUGCGACAGAUGCCAAUAAGAUAAGUGGGGCAUCAGGAGGUGCUGAAGCAAAUGGUGAGCACAGUGAAGGGGAGACUCAGGAAAAUGAGGAGAUUGAAGCAGUUCCUGUUGAUGAGAAUCUUUUCACGGGGGAGGAUCUAGAUGAACUUGAAGAAGAACUAAACACACUGGAUCUGGAAGAAUAAUAUCACAACUGCACCCUGCAAUACUUCAUGGAAACACGAGGCCUGAACUAAAUGACAAUGUUUCACAUUAAAUAUCUUCAUGUUUGAAGUGUGCAGUUCUCUGCCCCAUUGCUCCUGUGAGGUACAGGAUAAACAGGUGUGUUAGAUACUGAGCACCUCCUGAGAUUCUAGUCUUUUUGGGCUGUACUGCACAUUAGAGCUAAGAAUUGUGGGUAUUUCAUAACAAUUAAUAAUGGCUUAUACCAUUAAAGGUCAAGUGUUGUCCCAUGACCAUCUUUAUCAGUUUAAAAAAAUCUGAAAUACGUGUUUAAGAAUUGAUUGUUUUAAUUCACAUAUUGAAAGAUUUGUCAUUUAAAGGGUACUGUUUAAGAAGAGUAAUACAUUUGGAUGAACUAAUCUGGGAACAAGAUACUUACUCAUUCUAUCAGAAACACCCUGUCAAAAUGCUUAUGAUUCUUUGUUUUGCCACAUUGAGUGCAAUUAUUAGAUGCUGAAGCCACUUCCUUAUGGAAGAAGUUCAAAAGUUGUUUGUUUUGACACUUAAGUGCCUUUAUUUUAUGUUGGCAAAAUAGGUUAAACUUACAUUAUCUAAGAUCUGUACUAAAAAUGUGAUAACUGUGAGGAUGCUGUGUUACAGAAUUUAAUAUAGAUCCAGCAAUGUUAUACUAAUGGUGCAGUUUUGCUAACAUGAAAUUGAUGCCUAAUUAUGGAAGCCAAAUAAUUAUUUAUGAUGGAUAAUUAGUAUUUCAGACAUUUUAUGAUCUAUAAAAAUUAAGUCAUUUGUAUACCUGUAUCAGGGAGAGAUCUGAAGCUACUUGCAUUGUCUAAGAGUAGAAUAUAGUUUUAGUACAAAAUAGCAGGUUUGGAGGGAAAUGUGUAUGAACAUAUGAAUCCUAAAAAGACUUAGUAAUCAAAGGAAACAUAGACAUACUUGCUCAGCUUUAAAUGAUCUUCUGUAACAGAUCCUGAAUACACCAAGUUAUUUUUAAAGCAGGUGUAACUGGGGCAGGUUUUUUUUUUUUUUUUUUUUUUUAAUCCGGCAUACUUUCUUUUCCCCGCUCUGUAUUAAAUUGUUUUAAAUUUCCCUUCCAUAUUUAUGCCGAGGUAUGUUGUAAAUAAAAAUGAUCGAUUUAAAGCAUUUUUGUUUUAAAAUAAAUAUCUCUGAUGGAACUUAAAAUCUGUGGAAAAGGGUACAACAGCAUCAUCAUAACUACACAUAAACCGUGGGGUUAAAUGUCCUGUAUUUCUUAUUUUAAUUAAAAUGGUUGGUGGUUAGUCAGCAUCAAUAAUUUGCUUUGUUGUCUAGCACUUUUAAAGAGUAAGUAGCGGGGAUCCGAAAAAUCCGAAAGCGUUAUAUACCCUGUAAUUUCUUUUCAUUAUUAACAUUGACAGCUUUUUACACUUACAACUGUAAAGACUGUUUAAAAGCUCUUUUCAAAAUGGCUGCUCCAGUGCAUUGGGGUUUGAGAUCUGACCUCUAAAUCACUGCAGGAAGAGCAAUAUAAAUAAAUAAAUAAAUAUAAAAGUGCUCUGGCUUUUCUGUUCCGUACCACACCAUGGAUCGUCAUUGCUGUGUUACCUGUUUGAUGUGGGCAAUAAUCCUUACACUAUCAUGCACUAGCGCAGACAUUUUUAAAGGGCUUUGAAACAGACUUUAAAGUUGUAAGUGUCAGGAUGUUAACAAUGAAAAGAAAAACGACAGAUACUUAUUUAAACAGUUGUAGAAACACAUGGGAACGUGCAACGCUAUAGUUUUCGGAACCCUGCUACUUACUCUUUAAAGGUACUGUAGAGUAAUGCUCUGAAAUAUACAUUGAAACAGAAGGAUCAAUUGGCGGCUGCUACAAAUUCAGUGGGGCUAAACAGCUGACUUUAACACAAGUGUGGUGUCAUAAAAGCUAACCUGUCCUUACAAAUGUGAUUUAUUUUUAAAGUAAAAAGUGAAUCUCACUAAUUAGUUUGUAAAGCUC